Messenger RNA from Onychostoma macrolepis, 5917 nucleotides. RefSeq names its product opsin 5 (gene opn5). NCBI's taxonomy places the organism in Eukaryota, Metazoa, Chordata, Actinopteri, Cypriniformes, Cyprinidae. Gene Ontology annotation, molecular function: G protein-coupled receptor activity. Gene Ontology annotation, biological process: G protein-coupled receptor signaling pathway. The transcript has 7 exons. Gene Ontology annotation, cellular component: membrane. The coding region runs from base 731 to 1786 and encodes 351 amino acids. The record is from RefSeq and is a predicted model, not a curated record.
UUUAUCAGUAUACUACUGUAAUUCAUUCAUUUUAAUAUAUGAAUAUAGAAUACACAAAUCUCUCAAAACCAUAGUUGUUCUCUUACCAUGUCUCAGGGUGGCUGGCCUGCUCAUGUCUUUCUUGAUGCUUCAUUGCAGCUGCCUUUAAAACACAAAUACAAAAAAAUGCAGUAAAUCUUAAAUUCCAUUAAAAACUAUAACAAACUAAUUUUAAAACUAGAAAGUCAGCUAGCCAUAAAACUUGUUUAACCUAGCUAACAUACGAUUUUACUUUCUCAGGCUACUGGCCAACAUUAACUACAAACACCUGAACUAAAUUUCACAUUAGUUAACCUAAUAUUAAUAUAAGAUAAGCGUUGCUGGUUAAAAACUACUUUAAUUCGGUAACUUAAUUCAACAAGCUGACAAAAGUCGUUUGAAACGACAGCGCAGUUUACCAUGGUAAAGUUCUGUAACCGCCAUGUUGACGAGUAAAUGUUACUAUGGGUUAAACUGGUGUGCAAAAAUCUGACACAAACACACAGACAAACGUACAUAUAUUUUUACCUUGCUCGCUGGUCUUAUUCUCUCGUAAGGUGCAUCGACACAGCGCAGAUGUUCUCCGGAGCUCUUCCACUCUGGCGGGUUCAUCCCUGGGAAAAACACGCGGCGCUACCCCACUGGAUCCGUGUCUCCCUCGGACGCGAGUGGCGGGGCGAGGAAAGUAAUCACACUCCUCAAUAAGGCCCUAAUGGAGAAUGAGACCAUCCCUUCGGGCUGUGUCCCACAUUACCUUCUUCGAGGAGAUCCCUUUGCUUCCAAGCUGUCCAAGGAGGCAGACAUAGUGGCGGCGUUCUACAUCCUUAUCAUCGGUUUCUUGUCAGCCACUGGAAAUGGUUAUGUCAUAUACAAGACCAUCAAACGGAAGGGCAAGUUAAAGCCACCAGAGUUCAUGACGCUGAAUCUUGCUGUGUUCGACUUUGGCAUAUCAGUGACUGGAAAGCCAUUCUUCAUAGUGUCUAGUUUUGCCCAUCGCUGGCUGUUUGGCUGGCAGGGUUGUCGCUACUAUGGCUGGGCCGGUUUUUUCUUUGGAUGCGGAAGUCUCAUUACGAUGACCAUUGUCAGCUUAGACCGCUACUUGAAGAUCUGUCAUUUAAAAUAUGGUACAUGGUUCAAACGGCAUCAUGCCUUUCUCUGUGUGGUUUUUACAUGGAUCUAUGCUGCAUUCUGGGCCACCAUGCCAGUGGUGGGUUGGGGCAACUACGCACCUGAGCCGUUUGGCACCUCCUGCACGCUGGACUGGUGGCUGGCCCAGGCCUCGGUGUCUGGCCAGAGCUUUGUUAUGUGCAUGCUCUUCUUCUGCCUGAUCUUCCCCACCGGCAUCAUCGUCUUCUCCUAUGUCAUGAUCAUCUUCAAGGUCAAAUCCUCAGCCAAAGAAGUCUCUCAUUUCGACACACGGAAUAAGAACAACCACAUCCUGGAGAUGAAGUUGACUAAGGUGGCGAUGUUGAUCUGCGCAGGGUUUUUAAUAGCUUGGAUCCCUUAUGCUGUGGUAUCAGUGGUGUCUGCUUUUGGAGAGCCCGAUUCAGUGCCCAUCUCAGUCUCUGUUGUGCCAACUUUGCUGGCCAAGUCCUCUGCCAUGUACAAUCCAAUCAUAUAUCAAGUCAUUGACUGUAAGAAGAACUGUGCAAAAUCUUCCUGCUUUCAAGCUUGGAGGAAAAAUAAACACUACAAGACUUCAAGGUUCUACUCCAUCUCUGCCUCCCUGAAACAGAGAGCAGCCAAUGAAGUUCCAAUUGAGAUAUGAGGAAAUGACAGGAACUCACAAUGGACCUGUGAUAGGACACUGGGCAAUUUGUUAUUGUGCAAUUUAGACAUCAACAGUUCACACGCGCCUAACUUUGCUGUUGUAUCCUCCUGCCGUCAACUUCACACACUCUGCUAACACAUCUCUUAAAUUGAUCCAUGUGUGUAUUAAAAAAUUAAGUGGUAAGUGGUUUGUAUUGUAUUCCAGCAUUCUCAGAACCACAAUGUUUAAAUCAUCUGCUUGAAGUCUAGUGACAUCGCUUUUCAACAAGUCUGUGUUCUGUCUAUUGUAUCUAAUUGAAACCAGUCACGCUCACAUCUAUACAACAGCAUGGUCACAGAUAAACAGCAAUAUAGAUAUAGCUAUAUAUCGUAUAGACAACUUGUGUGCAUAAUGUUAUUAUUAUUAGCAUUUUUUAUCAAAUUGAAUGGACACUGAUGCACUGAUUCAGACCAUUAGAAUUUCGGUUAACUUUAUUUCGAUAGUCCACUUUAGACAUUCUACUAACUAUAUGUAACUUUGUAACUACAUGUCAAGUAAUUCUCAUUAAUUUGCAAGCACAUGUCUACUAACUCUCAGUAGGGUAGGUUUAGGGUAUAAGUUGACAUACUGUAUACUUGAAAACUUUCUCAUGCUCAGUAUCAGAGGCGUCAUGCCCAUUCAAAGCGAGGGGGCAUGUGCCCCCUCAGAUUUUCGAGCCAAGUGGAUUUUGAAUGCAGCUUCCAAAAGACAAAAAAAUAGCCGAUAACAAUCACACCGGAGUGAUUAGAACGUUCAGCGCAUCAAAUCAUCAGCUGCUAAAUUCAAAUCGGCCUUCGCUGGCUGGUGCUGAGCCAGAGACAGACGCGUUUUUACAGCACUGUACAUUAUAAUCAAUCACACACGAUUCUGUUGAGCUAUGAAUGCAAUGACCAAUCAGAGGCGUUCAGAUGAGUCAUCGCUAAAAUGCCGGUGUUUUCUUCACUCGCUCGCUGACUGAAUACCUCUUUCUGGCGAAUUCUCUCGUCAGAAACAACAAAGUGCAAAUGUGUGUACGAAUCUGUAAGAUAUUAAUUUCAUAGUGUAUACAGCUUCAAUGAUUUUAAUGGGAGUUUUUGAGAGUGCUUGAACUAGACUGUCAGUGAAAAUAUUCUUUGUAAAUGUAAAUGUUCUUUGCUCUCUUUCUGUACAAUGAAAGUGUUAUGAUUAGUAGCCUAACUUGCAAUGUUUUUAUUCACUGCCAUGUACCUGUUUUUAUUAACUUUCAACGUUAAAUUCUCAUUAAAUUUAAAGUCAGUCGUAUUAAAAAUAUGUUAUGGCAUGACACCCAUAUCUGUUAAUUAAGUAAACAGACAGGUUUUUAUGCAUAGUUAAUAGAUUACAUUAUUAGGUUACCAUCGCCCCCUAUCAACAUAAUCUAUAAAGGUGAGAAUGAAGAUAUUUCAUGAUAUACAGUUAAUGCGUUUGGGAAUGUUUCGAAUAAAAAGGAAAAAAAAUAAAUAAAACAUAUUGUGGCUGCUGUGUGUCACAUGACGACGCCCCCCAAGUCGUGCCCCCUCAAAAAUAAUGAAUGCAAGACGCCCCUGCUCAGUAUGUUGUAUGUUGUGGACCCAUCAAGAUAAAGUGUUAGAGGAUAUUAAGCAGACAGUCUUCUAAUAUUCUAAUGACUGCUAGUUGACAUGUAGUUGCAAAGUUACUUACUGUUAGUAGAUGUCUAAAGUGGACUAUUGAAAUAAAGUGUUACCAGAAUUUCUUUUGCAUUAUUAUAACAGACGUAGCAUGAUAGUUUUGGGGCAUGUGCAAUGAUUAUAUACUGUACUUGGGUAGUUGACAAAUAAAAAUUGGACUGUGUCCUAUGGUGUGACAUAGCAAAAAUGUAGAAAACAAAACAUAACAUACAAAUAACAUGAGAAAAAUGUAUCUUCAUUCAUAGUUACAAAUAGCAUGAGAGAGGUUUAUCUUCAGUUAGAGGUUUUUUUUUUUUUAAUGGUCCGUCACACCAUAGGACAUAUUGAUACAUCAACUACCCACUUACAUCAGAAAUUUUACAUUGAAAGAUGUCCCCCAAAGAUUCAGUUCAGGGUCUUAAGAAUCUUUGUGUUUUCUUCAUUUUAUUUUUAAACAUUUAACUAAUUUUAACAUUCUUUUAUAUAGUAAUCUUUUGCGUGUUAUCAACCUGCAGAAAGCCCCUAAGCUUAAAAGAAAGUGAGCAGUUGGUAAAGAUAAGUUGUUUACAGGUACCAGUGUGGUUAAAUGUUUUCCACAAAUUUUAUAAAUGUUCUGUGGAAGUUGGGUUUAUAAAAUGAUAAGUGUUUCUCGAAUAGUUCAGACAUAUCUUUUCUUGGAAGGAAAAGUAUUUAGCACAAUGUGCAGAGAAUUUUUUUUUUUUUUAGAAAAAAAAAAAAACCUUUUAUAAAAGUGAACCACAUUUUGAAAAGCUUUUAACCAUGACUGAGUAAAUGAAGACAAAUAUUUUUGAAUGAAAGAAAAUAAAUUUUUGUGCAAUGUAGCUCAGACAGUUGUUUACAAAGGUCUUGAAUGAGCAGCUUCGUGGUGUGCUCUCAUCAACAAAUGCUAGAAUAAAGUUUAACUUGCAAAUGCAUGGUUUGACCUUGUUGGGUUCAGAGCUGAAUGACCAGAGAUUCCCCAUUUUGAUCUCUUGAGUCUGACAACUGUAUUACCCAGGGUACUACUUUAAAUCCUCGGAGUCUGUUGGUAGCUGAUCCUUAUGGUGUUGGAUUUCCCUUAGCAGUUUAUCCCGUUUUUCAGCAGUUCAAUAUAAUGCCCACAUCUUUUCUCUGAUGCUUUCAUGCCGUUGUGACAGAGAGGGUGACUUCCUCUGCAAAUCAAUGCCCCAGUUGCAGGAAGUAGAAAAUGCACUGGAUGCCUCACUGCCUGCCUUCUGUUGUCCUUGUCAUAAUGCAGUUUACAGCAUGCAGGAGCCAGAAUAACAGCCAGACAAUACGCUGAAAGACCCUUCAAUUUCCAAUGAAGGCUGUAAAAGCCACCUCUCACACUGUCUUUAAGUGCGACUUGAAAUGAAUGCUUUUUCAUGUAUCUCAUGCUUUAAUCAACUUGAUGAAUUAUUUACAGUAUAUAGUAUGUAGAAUGAUUAGCACAUUGAACCUGAAGUGAAAAAUGUAAUGAAACCAAAGGUAAACCUAUCAUGUCUUUGUUUCAUUUACGUACAGGGUACACUUUCCUUCUCAAAUCAGAUCUGACAGGCUUGUCAAUGAAUAAGACUUACAAAAGAGCUUUUACAGAAGAAACUGCUAUUAAAUGAAAGAAUAGAUUAUUGUACUAUAAAUAUCAUUUUGCUUUAUUAUCAAACCUAAGAAAAUGGUUUUUACUUAUGGUCAAAGGAAGCACUGAACCAACCAGAAAAUGCAUUGCCAUGUGAAUUGAUGUAAAAUGGGUCAUCUAAGGUGUUCUAAAUCUAAGUGAGGCACAAUACAUCUUCUAUACUAUUUUUAGGGUUCUGCUACUGCAAUAAAGCUUGUCACAAGUAAGAAAUCAUUGUUCUGGUGCAUUCAACUUCAAAAUGCCAUUGCAUUAGUCAGCUGAUAUAAUUAAUGCAUUGAUUCCGACCCUGAGGAUAGCAGCAUUUUUGUCUUCAGCAGAUGUCUUGGCAUAAAUAGUAAUCUCUUCAUUGUAGUUACAGUAAGUUAAAUUUAAUACAGGACCUUGAUUACAUGACAACAUUCAGUGUAGACUGAAAUAGUUAAAUAUAUAAUAUCAGAAUAUGACAAUAUAAGACAUUCAGUAUAUUGCUAUAGUCAUAACUCUUGUGCAAGUACAAAAUACAUGUUGAUCCAUUAUCAUCAUGUUCUCUUUAACAUAAUUUUAACGUCAUUAAGGUAGAGUUUUACUGCAAAGGUCAUUAGCAAUAUGGUAAACAGGGUUUUAAUGUUUCAUUUCCACAGGCUGGAAUGUUUCUCUGUUACUGUGUUGAUUUUACAUUUUACUGUAAACCCGCAAAUUAUGUUAUCUGUUGAUAUGUUACCAAAUCAAUAGAAAUUUGCUUAUUGUGCUCCUCAGCUUGCGUGUUGGAACAACAAUUGUCAUAACUUAUAAAUUCACUUUCAACAGUUGACAAAGGAUAGUUGGCUGGAGUUCUGAAUUAAUUUGUGUGUAUCCAUGUCAGAAAAUGUA